Messenger RNA from Medicago truncatula (barrel medic), 2201 nucleotides. Its product is annotated as peptidyl-prolyl cis-trans isomerase FKBP62. The transcript is spliced from 13 exons. The coding region runs from base 232 to 1959 and encodes 575 amino acids. The record is from RefSeq and is a predicted model, not a curated record. Gene Ontology annotation, molecular function: peptidyl-prolyl cis-trans isomerase activity; protein binding. Lineage: Eukaryota; Viridiplantae; Streptophyta; Magnoliopsida; Fabales; Fabaceae.
GAUGAAAUAGAGGGUGAAAAGUGAAAAUUCCAGUAUCUAGAAGCAUCUACUAAACCCUCGAUUCUGGAAACUAACUUCUCCCUCACUCUGAGAUUUUAGCCAUAGAACUCUCUCGAAACCCUUCAACAAACUCUUCUCCAUUUCCAUUUAUACCCUUCUCCUUCGCCAAAUUUCCACAUACUUCACGCAUUUCUCGAACCUUUCAUUCAUCACUCAUCUCCGCAUUCUCUCAUGGACGAAGAUUUCGAUAUUCCUGCGGUUGAUUCUAUGAACGACGAUUUCGACUUCGCCGGCGCCGGCGAUAAUCCAAUUCUCAAGGUCGGUGAGGAAAAGGAAAUCGGAAAGCAAGGUUUGAAGAAGAAGCUUCUCAAAGAAGGUGAAGGUUGGGAUACUCCUGAUGUUGGCGAUGAAGUUCACGUUCAUUAUACCGGAACGUUGCUUGAUGGUACGAAGUUUGAUUCUAGCAGAGAUAGGGGAACUACUUUCAAUUUCACGCUUGGACAAGGGCAAGUUAUUAAAGGAUGGGAUGAGGGAAUUAAAACCAUGAAGAAAGGUGAAAAUGCUCUUUUCACCAUUCCACCUGAGUUAGCUUAUGGUGAAUCUGGUUCUCCUCCAACUAUUCCUCCUAAUGCUACUCUGCAAUUUGAUGUUGAGCUGCUGUCUUGGACUAGUGUGAAGGAUAUAUGUAAGGAUGGAGGAUUGUUUAAGAAGAUAGUUAAGGAGGGGGAGAAAUGGGAAAACCCAAAGGAUCUUGAUGAAGUUUUAGUUAAGUAUGAAGCGCGUCUUGAUGAUGGAACACUAGUAGCAAAAUCUGAUGGAGUGGAGUUCACAGUGAAGGAGGGUUAUUUUUGUCCUGCAUUGCCAAAGGCUGUUAAGACUAUGAAGAAGGGAGAGAAAGUGAUCUUGACUGUGAAGCCACAAUAUGGAUUUGAUGAGAAAGGCAAACCAGCUCAUGGUGAUGAAGGUGCAGUUCCACCUAAUGCAACAUUGGAGAUUACCCUUGAGUUAGUUUCUUGGAAGACUGUUUCCGAAGUAACUGAUGACAAGAAGGUUAUCAAAAAGAUUGUCAAGGAAGGAGAAGGAUAUGAGCGUCCAAAUGAUGGAGCUGUUGUAAAAUUGAAACUAAUUGGUAAGUUGCAAGAUGGCACUGUCUUUUUGAAGAAGGGCCAUGGCGAUGAUGAAGCAGAGCUGUUUGAAUUCACAACAGACGAGGAGCAAGUGAUUGAUGGGCUCGAUAGAGCUGUAAUGACCAUGAAGAAGGGUGAGGUAGCAUUGUUGACUAUUGCACCCGAGUAUGCUUUUGGUUCAUCCGAGUCUCGGCAGGAAUUGGCAGUGGUCCCUCCUAAUUCAACCUUGUAUUAUGAGGUUGAGUUAGUAUCAUUCAUAAAGGAUAAGGAGUCAUGGGACAUGACAACUGGAGAGAAGGUAGAAGCUGCAGGUAAGAAGAAAGAAGAAGGGAAUGCAUUGUUCAAAACUGGGAAAUAUGCAAAAGCUUCUAAAAGAUAUGAGAAGGCAGUGAAGUUCAUAGAGUAUGAUACUUCCUAUACCGAUGAGCAGAAGAAAAGUGCCAAAGCCUUGAAAAUUGCUUGUAAUCUGAACGAUGCAGCAUGCAAGCUGAAGUUGAAAGACUAUAAACAGGCAGAGAAAUUGUGUACAAAGGUGCUGGAGUUUGAGAGCACAAACGUGAAGGCCCUCUAUAGAAGGGCUCAGGCAUAUAUCCAGUUGGCUGACUUUGAUUUGGCUGAAUUUGAUAUCAAGAAAGCUCUUGAGAUUGACCCUAACAACAGGGAUGUGAAGUUGGAGUACAAGACUUUGAAGGAAAAGGUGAAGGAGAUCAAUAAAAAGGAUGCAAAGUUCUAUGGGAACAUGUUCAGUAAAAUGACGAAGUUGGAUUCUCUUGACAUUAAUAAAUCGGCGCCAAAGGAUGUUGAGCCCAUGAGUAUUGACAGCAAGGCAUAGAGCACCAUGACAAAUUCAUUAAUAUCAGUUUUAAGUUAUUGUUUUCGACAUUUGAUAGUUGUAAUGGAUUUUAAGGCAUGUCAUUUGGGACAAUUUGUUCUAUUGUCAUGAAUAGGAAAAGUUGCGUUGAUGAAUUGAGUUACCGAAGCUGUUUGACAUUGUAGACUUUGCAUUAUGUAGUGGAAUCAUUUGGUCAUAUUCUUGUUUGUGUCAAUAAGUAAUGCUAUGCAAAUUUAGUUUAA